UGCAGCGACCUGCAGAGUAAAGACUGAUAGAAGAAGAGACAAGACAGCACAAACAGUCCUCCACCUGUGGCUCCAACUUCUACCUGUAACUUCCUAUCAAGAUGGCCGUGAUGCUGAAGCCAUGGACAGUGAUGGUGGCCGUUGUGCUGUGUGUGCUGGUGUGUCUGGGGACGCUGGCAGAUGCCUACCCCCCAAAACCUGAGAACCCUGGGGAGGAUGCCCCACCUGAGGAGCUGGCCAAGUACUAUACCGCCCUGAGACACUACAUCAAUCUGAUCACCAGGCAGAGGUAUGGAAAGCGUUCAACUCAGGAGGAUGUGGUUGCAGAGCUGCUGUUUGGUGGUGACAGCAACAGAGACCAGAGAUCACGAUAUGAUGACUCCUAUAUGUGGUGAAUCCCCCACCCAUCUUCCUCCUCAUCAGGCAUUCCCUCUGGGGGCAUCCCACAAUGCACCUGGAGGGGCCAAUAUGUGCCUCUCACCUUUGACCCCUGAACCCGACCCCAACCGAAGACCAUCACUGACCAGAACACUAGCUCUCUCUGUCUCUCUUGUCACUGUCUCACAUCACUCUCAUUACAGCAAAAUUGUACAUAAUUUACUAUUGAAAUAAUAUCUAUAUCUAUACAUAUAUAUAGAUAUCAGAGCUACUAAUCAGAAGGUGGAACUGUGUCUGUGUGUGUGUGCAUGAGCAUUGACGUCCCUCCAUGGUGUCCAACACAGUUAAUAGGAGGAAAUUCUUAUUUUACUGUUGCUACUGUAAAAAGUAACAUCAGCAAAGAAGAAUAAAAACCGGUCUGUGUGAUUAAAAUGUGUUGUUGAGUCAGGAUGUUUUUUUUCCGGGGGAUUCAUGGAAUGAUGCUGUAAGUGUGUAGACUGUACUAUUGUACUAAUAAAUCUUCGUCUGAACCCCUCUGGAUAGUGGAUGAUUAAAGUUACAAUUCCACAUUUUCCCAAAAAGUUUGGACAGGGACAUGUUUACCACUGUUGGGUCACAUAUUCUAUCAAAACCACUCAUUCAGGAACUUAGGACAAUCAUUGUUGAAGCUUUGAAAGCAACAUU
Molecule: messenger RNA, 1062 nt
Organism: Centropristis striata (black sea bass)
Lineage: Eukaryota; Metazoa; Chordata; Actinopteri; Perciformes; Serranidae
Gene: pyya
Product: peptide YYa
Exons: 4
Coding region: 102-395 (97 amino acids)
Biological process (GO): neuropeptide signaling pathway; feeding behavior
Cellular component (GO): extracellular region
Molecular function (GO): neuropeptide Y receptor binding; neuropeptide hormone activity
Source: RefSeq, a predicted model, not a curated record